Varanus komodoensis (Komodo dragon) is the source of this 930-nucleotide messenger RNA. RefSeq names its product alpha-2,8-sialyltransferase 8F-like. The transcript has 5 exons. Gene Ontology annotation, biological process: oligosaccharide metabolic process; N-glycan processing. Bases 1 to 930 code for a protein of 309 amino acids. Lineage: Eukaryota; Metazoa; Chordata; Lepidosauria; Squamata; Varanidae. Gene Ontology annotation, molecular function: alpha-N-acetylneuraminate alpha-2,8-sialyltransferase activity. The record is from RefSeq and is a predicted model, not a curated record.
AUGAACAACAGUGUGGACCAGGACAGCAAAACUGACAAAUGCUCUCUUCAAAUGGAAGAAAAUGGCAUACUGGACCAUCUACUACUCAAGCAAGAAGAUCCUUGGGAACCAAAUGCCACAGCAGUGGCCCAAUACAGGGCAGAAAUGAAGCGAUGCUGCAAUGCUUCCUUCUGGCUAGUCCUAACCAAAGAAAACAUAGCUCUGAGAAAUGUCAAAUGUAUAGAGGACCUAGACCAGCUCAAUCAGCUGCUGGGCCUGCUGCCAGAGCAUUCACCAUUCUUGGACACUCAGUACAGACAUUGUGCGGUGGUGGGCAAUAGUGGAAUUCUGCGAAACAGCCGCUGUGGGCCGGAAAUCGACCAGGCGGAUCUAAUCAUCAGGUUCAACCUCUCUCCUAUGAAUUUCUCUGAAGAUGUGGGAACUAAGACAGGCCUGAUAACCAUCAAUCCCAGCAUCCUGCAAACUAGAUUCAAAAACUUGCAGACUCGACGGAAGCUUUUUGUAGAUGCUCUUCACCCAUACGGGAAGGCUGUGUUCCUCAUUCCAGCCUUCACCCAUUUGAGCCACACUGAUGUUGUCUUCCGUGCUUUACACACCAUGGAGAAGUUUAGCUUGUUGCAGCAAGCCUUCAUCUUGAACCCACACUACCUGGCUUACCUGAGUAAAUACUGGGAGGAAGGAAAAUUGCUGUCACUGCGUUUGUCGUCUGGUUUCGUGUUUGUCAGUGUGGCUUUAGAGUUCUGCCAGCACAUCACCCUCUAUGGUUUUUGGCCUUUCCCAUAUGACUUGGACAAGCGGUCCAUUCCUUUUCACUACUAUGAAAAAGCAUUACCCAUUCCUGGCGUGCACAGCAUGCCCUGUGAAUUUUCACAUUAUCUUAGCAUGCACAGUCAGGGCGUGCUGCGAUUACGGCUUGGCAAGUGUCAAUGA